Ostertagia ostertagi is the source of this 1974-nucleotide messenger RNA. NCBI's taxonomy places the organism in Eukaryota, Metazoa, Nematoda, Chromadorea, Rhabditida, Trichostrongylidae. The record is from the annotation of a GenBank genome assembly.
AUGGAGAACGAAGCUAUGACGGAGGAUAAGAAGCUAGUGAACCAGGAGCUCCGCAAUACGGUAGAGGGACGGUUUGAAAUUGAGGUCCCAGAGCAAGGAUGGGAUGGUUGUUCUCGAAUUUUGCGUGAGGCUCAAGAAAGAGCGAACGAAAUCCUGGGCAAAUCGAGGCUUUCUAACCAAACCAGGGCAGAUGUGGAGGGCGUUUGGAUGAGGGCCAUUGAAGAGAUGAGAGAGCUUUGGAAGGGAAAACAAGCAGAAAAAAGCUUAUCUCCACUCUUAGAAAAGGAAAUCACUGAAACCUUGAAACAGAGAGGGAUCGAAAGUGUUGAGGACUGGAGAGAAUACGUGAGGACUAUGGAGCAAGAUGGCGAAGUGAUGACAGAAAUCUGUGAAGUACUGAGAACUGAUGUGAGGCACGUAAAGAGAAAAAUAGCUGCUAUUCUGGAGCGCGGGGAGCGUGAAGGAGAGUCGAUAGGGGCUCAAGGCAGGAUGGGUCAACGAACCGUACCGAUGGACGGGAGGCGAACCGUUGAAUUCCAGGCAGUGCCUUCGGUGGGCCAGAGGUAUGAUGACACAUGGCUACGUUCUACGUCACUGGAUUCGACCCUGCUGGCCCGGGAAGAUAGAGAUGCGUCAGUAUCCGAGAAAGUACUGACGUACCUGAGGUCAAUGGCGUGUGGGGACCCUGGGGUGUUUACAGGUGCCGCAAAUGAGAACUUCGAAGAGUUUGUGAGAAGAUUCAGACGAAAAUAUGAGAAAGUCAUAGGAUGCGAAGCAACCCUCAUGGAGAUUCUUGGAGACGAUCAUCUUGGGGGUCGAGCAAAAAGUGUGUUUUCAGCCCUCCCCAGAACCACCAAGGAGCAGGGCCUAGAUGUGGUUAUAAGAGAAAUGGCCAGGUUAUUGUCGCAUGAGUCGACAGCGGGAAGAAUGAGAGCGCUCACGGAGCUCAGAAACCUAAGAAUGAGACCCGGUCAGGAGGUAGCCGAGUUCUGUAUCGUUCUAGAAAAUUUGGGAAGACGGGCCAAUCCAGACUGUACGAUUGAGGAACGGUCGUUAGAGUACGCUCAAAUUCUUCUAGACAGUCUCAGUGAUUGGCCAGAACAUUUUCAACUGGUAGGAGCUCUACAUAGAGUGGAUCCCUGUAAGGCGUAUGAGGAGAUCAAACAAUUAGCACUAAGCAUUGAGCAGUCUAAAAUUAUGUUUGGAGUAUGUAGGAAAUCAAGUGGAGUCCGGUGGAAGAGCAGGGCCACACAUUACCGUAACCGUGAUCAUGUGGGUACCGCAGAAGAGACGGAAUUUCCCCACGAUACGCUGGAGUACGUCAGGGAGGAAGAGACGGCCAUCCCAAGAGAAAGAGGCUGGCAGAGCGAAUACCAAACAGCUUCGAACAUUCGGAGCAAACCUGAGAGACAGACACAGCACAGUACGCCGAUUCAGCAUGGGUACGAGCAAGGGGGUACCGAAGAUAGAAAAUGCUACAAAUGUUCGAGGUAUGGCCACAUAGCCAGGAACUGCCCUCAGCCUUCAAUAAGAGUGAACCAUGUUAGAAAGCAGGACAACGUUGAGAAGAAAACUUUGUCGGAGAUCAUUAACCAAGCUCGCAGUCUUGGAAUGAGAGUCAAAAGGGAAUGUGGAAAUGCAGAUGAGUUAGUAGGUGGUCGAUUCGUAAAAGAAUUGAGUAUGCUGGGUGGUAGGUAUCCAGCACUAAUCGAUACAGGGUCGAUGAUUAGUGUGGUACCCGUGGAUAUUUUAGCAAAGCACAAGGAUAGAGGAGUGAAUGUGGACGCGCUGAAACUGGUAGAGAAGUCCCAGCUUACGCCAGUCUUGACGCAUCGAAUAAGAGGAUGGAGUUUCUGGGAGCGGUAUACGUUGAGGCCGAGUUGGAAGGAGGGAAUCUGGGCCUUGUGCCGUUCCACAUUAGCCCAAGUAGAAAUGACGAGAUCAUACUGGGAACUAAUGCCCUCAGUAAAUUAG